CGGCAUGCAGGGACUCACUCACUGACAUAUAUUUAAAAGGAACCCAUUAGUGGCGUGGCAAUUCGAUAAACCUUUUUUUAAACCGUUUUGUAAAGAUUUCAAUCAGAUGGUGAUUACGUGGGGCUAAUAAUAUAAAUAUGAGGAUUGUCAAUGAUUUAUGAGCGAUCUUUUUUUCUGCAAUAGAUUGGUCCAGCCUGACCUGCUGUAAAGCAGUUUGAUAUUUGGUCAACAUGGCUGCGUCCUGCGCUGUUGGUUUGGGUGUUUCGUUGGCGAGAGGUCUUGUGAGAUACGCAGAGGCAAGCCGGUUGCUUGCACCAUGCAGAGUCCUGCCUCAGUCCUGCAUCCAUACAACCACCGCUCUGGAAGGCAAUAAAAACUGGGAGCGAAAGAACCGCGUCCUGCACCAGCCGCAGCCUCCCGAGGAAACACGCAGAGCAGCCGAAGUAUUCCACUGUCGAAGACAAAUUAAAUACAGCAAGGACAAGAUGUGGUAUUUGGCAAAAAUGAUCAGAGGCAUGACUAUUGAGCAGGCCAUUGCACAGCUGGAGUUCAAUGACAAAAAGGGGGCGGCAAUAAUCAAAGAGGUUCUUCUGGAAGCCCAGGAGAUGGCAGUGAAAAGCCACAAUGUUGAAUACAAGUCGAAUCUGUAUGUUGCCGAGUCCUUCUCUGGUAAGGGUCAGUAUCUGAAGCGAAUCCGAAUCCAUGGCAGAGGCAUGUUCGGCAUCAUGGACAAGGUGUACUGCCAUUACUUUGUGAAGCUGGUGGAGGGCGUGGCUCCCACAGAGGAGCCGAGGACUGGCUUUGAUCAGGCCAAGGAGUAUGUGCAACAGCUUCGCAAUCGAACCAUCAUCCACUCUCUGUAGCAAAGAAACACAUGGCAUCCUCCAGCAAGCUCUCACACAUCAUCCUACAGCAAGCUCUCACACAUCAUCCUACAGCAAGCCCUCACACAUCAUCCUCCAGCAAGCUCUCACACAUCAUCCUACAGCAAGCCCUCACACAUCAUCCUCCAGCAAGCUCUCACACAUCAUCCUCCAGCAAGCUCUCACACAUCAUCCUACAGCAAGCCUUCACACAUCAUCCUCCAGCAAGCUCUCACACAUCAUCCUCCAGCAAGCUCUCACACAUCAUCCUACAGCAAGCCCUCACACAUCAUCCUCCAGCAAGCUCUCACACAUCAUCCUACAGCAAGCCCUCACACAUCAUCCUCCAGCAAGCUCUCACACAUCAUCCUCCAGCGAGCCCUCACACAUCAUCCUCCAGCAAGCUCUCACACAUCAUCCUCCAGCAAGC
Acipenser ruthenus (sterlet) is the source of this 1293-nucleotide messenger RNA. RefSeq names its product large ribosomal subunit protein uL22m-like. Lineage: Eukaryota; Metazoa; Chordata; Actinopteri; Acipenseriformes; Acipenseridae. The transcript is spliced from 7 exons. Gene Ontology annotation, molecular function: structural constituent of ribosome. Bases 231 to 863 code for a protein of 210 amino acids. Gene Ontology annotation, cellular component: ribosome; mitochondrial large ribosomal subunit. Gene Ontology annotation, biological process: ribosome assembly; translation. The record is from RefSeq and is a predicted model, not a curated record.